Messenger RNA from Colius striatus (speckled mousebird), 822 nucleotides. It is a transcript of the gene CER1, whose product is annotated as cerberus 1, DAN family BMP antagonist. The record is from RefSeq and is a predicted model, not a curated record. The coding region runs from base 1 to 822 and encodes 273 amino acids. Gene Ontology annotation, molecular function: morphogen activity. Gene Ontology annotation, biological process: determination of heart left/right asymmetry; signal transduction involved in regulation of gene expression. The transcript is spliced from 2 exons. NCBI's taxonomy places the organism in Eukaryota, Metazoa, Chordata, Aves, Coliiformes, Coliidae.
AUGUUACUGCUGCUCCUUCAGCUGUUAGUGCUCACAUGUCUUGGGGCCACUGAGAUGCAGAGAGAUUCACUGCGGAGGAAAGGCAGAAGGCUGUUUCAUCGCCUUUUCUAUCUGGACAAAAAUCUACUUGAAAGUCAGAGACUUCAUGAAUUCGGAAGUGAGAGGCCAGUACGUGUUGAGGAAAUUCUGGGAGAACCAAGUUUUUUUGUAGCAAUUCCACAGACAGCAUCUGAAAGUGAGAAGAAAGAGGAGAAAAAAAUGUCCAGAUUCAUCCUUCCCAAUGCAGAACUUCAUGCAGGCCAAGACCUGAGAACCUGGGCAGCACCUAGAGACAUCUCUCCUGCAGGAAGCUUCCCUCCAUCACACUAUUCUAUCAAGAAGGAGACUGAACGUCCAUAUAGAAAAGAUGCCAAGAAAUUCUGGGACCAUUUUAUGUUAAAGAAAAAUUCAGCAUCUGAAGAGGUUGUCCUGCCAAUUAAGACCAAUGAAAUGCACCAAGAAAACUGCAGAACCUUGCCUUUUUCUCAGGGUGUUACUCAUGAGAACUGUGAGAAGGUGACCAUACAGAAUAAUCUGUGUUUUGGAAAAUGUAGUUCCUUUCAUGUUCCUGGUCCAGAAGAUCAUCUUUACACCUUUUGCUCUCGGUGUUUGCCCAGUAAGUUCUUCAUGAAGCAUCUGCACCUCAACUGCACCAGUUCUACCCCAGUGGUCAAAGAAGUCAUGAUUGUGGAAGAGUGUAAAUGUGAGACUCGGAAGAUUAAAGACCAUGAGACUGGAUCUCUGAUGUCAGACUUCCGUGCAAAUGUACGUGAGCAUAAUUAA